UCUGUUUUGUAACAGUAGCCGAUAAAUUUACGCUUCCAUCUAUUAGCCUAAAAGACGUUAAAAGCUAAGGGAUGUUACGGAACCCGUUCGUGUAAAUUUGACAUGUUCUUUUAAUUUGAGAUAACAUUGGUUUUUCAGCGUACUUUUAAAGUGUAGACGUUUAUAAAUACAAGUUCCAUGUAAAAUGUAUGUGAUUAACACUCUGCACACACAGAGUGCAACACCUGCAUGCUAUAUGUAUAUCUACUUUUUAACUUGAUAACGAAUUAUACACUUCAUUUCAUGUAGUAAAGGAGUCGAGUUUAAAUCUAAACUUAGUUACGGAAAUACAAUACUUUAAUUCACCAAAGGAUGGUAAUAGACAGAUGAGGAUCAAAUGUAUGAUGAAUAGCAUACGAAUGGUUUACUAUGAGUUUUAGAUGAAACAUUGUACAAUUAUUUUAUUUGAACACGCAAAAGGACAAAACUGAUUAUAUAUUUGACAUUUCAAUUUGGACUUAUACAGAUUAGGUUUUACCAGCCAUUGUCAAGCACUUGUCAUUAAAGAAUGAGUUAAAGACUGGAACCUGAAAAUAAUGAAUUUCAGCGAAGAUUACGGAUUUUUCAAUGGGACCAAUAAUCCAUGCUAUGUCGUCAUAAACUCCACUCAUGUCUACGAUAUAUGUGGUGAGCCACCGAUACGACCGUGUACACUUGGAAAUGAAUCGAAGAUAUACAGUAACUCAACAUUACUGGAAUAUAAUAACAGUGUAGUCAUCCGGACAUUAUUUCUCGUAAUACUGGUCCCUGCUAUUUUGGGUAUCAUCUUGACCAUUAUCGUUCUAAGUCGGAAACACAUGUGCACAUCGACAAAUUGUUAUCUCAUAUCACUUUCAGUGGCAGAUUUGGGCUUUCUUAUUUUACUGUCUACAAAAUGGCUAGAAACGGAAGUUUCGGACUAUUUAACUUUCGAUAUUUAUUAUAGAUACGCGCAAAUAUUUAUCGAUACAUUCCUAAUGGCUUCUAUUUGGAUUACUGUGAUGCUUGCGAUAGAACGAUACAUAGCUAUAUGUCACUCACUCAGAGCUAAUGUAAUAUGUACAGUAAGACGAGCCGUUAUAAUCAAUGCUGCUGUCUUCAUUAUUUCUUUUGCAUGCAGAAUUCCGAAUUUCUUCGAAUACAGUAUAAAAACGGGCUGGUCUGAAUAUGAUUGCAUAGAUAAAAAGUAUAUUGAUUGGACUCGACUUGGCAAAAACACUAACUACAAAAUAGUGUAUGCUUGGGUGUUUGACUGUAUCUUGUGUGCUACAGUUCCAUUUUUGGCACUAGUGUAUUUAAAUAUGAGACUGAUUCUGGAAAUUAGAAAAUCUACUCAUUACCUUAUGGAUACAUUAGGAAACGAUUGUAACCUUUCUAAUGUUCUAGGAAGAGAACAAAGACGUGUAACUCUCAUGUUGAUCAGUAUAGUUAUAGUGUUCUUUAUUUGUCAAGCACCAUACGUCAGCAUUUCAGCUUACCAGAGUAUCAAACGUUACAGCAUGGCAGGUUUAACCUUCCAUGCCAUCAACACGGGCCGUGAUAUAACUAUAUUUUUGUUAGCGUUCAAAUCUGCGCUGAACUUUAUUCUUUAUUGUUGGUUCAGUGAGAAAUUUUGGGAUACGUUUAAGAAAGAACUAUGCAGGAAAGUGUGUAUCUUUUUUAAACGGAAUCGAGAUAUGUUCAGCAGCAGGACUAACUCGGAUACCCAUCAUAACUCUACACACAACAAAUCGUUGCGUAAAAGUUCAGCUCCUGCAGUUAAAGAGGUGUCUGUGCAAAUGAGAGAUGUCCAGUCUUAGAUUUGGUUAAUGUAGCAUUAUAUAUAUAUAUAUUAUAAAUGACUCGUGAACACUUUUAAAAUAGUCUUAAAUGCAUUUGGUAAGGAUUUUCUAAAAGGGAAAUAUGCAUUUAUUGUCCUCUGUAAAACAUCGACGUAGUCCUCGCAAACUGAAGAAUUGGUCAAAUUUGAUUGGUUGUUUUCAAUAAUAAACAAUUUCAUCCCUAUAUUCACCUGAUCGUAAACACUCUUCAAUGAAAGUGGUUCAUUUCCAUUACGAUUUAUUCUACAAUAAUUUCAUUUUUAAAUACUUUCUCUUAGUCUCAAUAUAUAUAGGCAUUCUGAUGAAGAAGAAAUAUUUGACUGAUGACAAAAUGGCGGAGUCCCAUUUUUUAAUUUGUAGCAAAUUGAAUUUAUUUGACAUUAACAUUUAGCUUUUAGAUUACAGAUUUUAUAAAUUUACGACCAGAAAAACAAUUUACAA
This is a messenger RNA of Mytilus trossulus (common blue mussel), 2279 nucleotides long. RefSeq names its product sex peptide receptor-related protein 2-like. The transcript has 2 exons. Lineage: Eukaryota; Metazoa; Mollusca; Bivalvia; Mytilida; Mytilidae. Gene Ontology annotation, biological process: G protein-coupled receptor signaling pathway. The record is from RefSeq and is a predicted model, not a curated record. Bases 576 to 1817 code for a protein of 413 amino acids. Gene Ontology annotation, cellular component: membrane. Gene Ontology annotation, molecular function: G protein-coupled receptor activity.